This is a messenger RNA of Macrobrachium nipponense, 1446 nucleotides long. Its product is annotated as keratin-associated protein 5-2-like. The transcript is spliced from 6 exons. NCBI's taxonomy places the organism in Eukaryota, Metazoa, Arthropoda, Malacostraca, Decapoda, Palaemonidae. The record is from RefSeq and is a predicted model, not a curated record. Bases 1 to 882 code for a protein of 293 amino acids.
AUGGUUGGCUUAUAUACUUAUUUUUUUUAUCAAUCUGAAACUUCAGCCAAUUCUCCCAAGCCGGAAGUCUGCGAGACAACUGCAAAAUGCAGUGGAAAGGGAGGCUAUUGCGGCAGUGAGCACGACUGUAAAGAUGGAUACUUCGUCAAGAAAUACUGCAAAGGAGGAAGUGACUGUGGCUGUUGCAUCCCCAAUUCUCCCAAGCCGGAAGUCUGCGAGACAACAGCAAAAUGCAGUGGAAAGGGAGGCUAUUGCGGCAGUGAGCACGACUGUAAAGAUGGAUACUUCGUCAAGAAAUACUGCAAAGGAGGAAGUGACUGCGGGUGUUGCAUCCCCAAUUCUCCAAAGCCGGAAGUCUGCGAGACAACUGCAAAAUGCAGUGGAAAGGGAGGCUAUUGCGGCAGUGAGUACGACUGUAAAGAUGGACGCCACGUCAAGAAUUACUGCAAAGGAGGAGGAAGUGACUGUGGCUGUUGCAUCCCCGAACGAAAGCCUGCCAUCUGCGAAACGACCACAGCAUGCCAAGGAAAAGGUGGCGUUUGCUGUAGCAAGGCUAGCUGUAAACACGGGAAAUUCCUUCAUAAAUUCUGUGGAAAAGCUGAAAACUGUGGCUGUUGUAUCGAGGAGAAAUGCAAGGAGAGAAAGUCCUGUAAAAAAGCCAACGGUGCAUGCAAGCAGAAGUGUGGUAAAGGCGAGGUUGAGAUAAGCAAUGGAUGCAGAGGAGAAAAUUGCAAAUGUUGCGCUCCCGACACGUGCGAGAAGAGUAACAAGUGCACCAAAAAAGGAGGCUUCUGUUGUUCCAAGGAGGCGUGCAAAUACGGCAAAUACAUCGAACGUAUGUGUGGGAGUGGGAAUGACUGCGGUUGUUGCCUGGAAUACUAAUAUCCAUAUCGCAGUGCAGAAUCAUCUUCAGAUUUUGUGAGAGCAAGAACGUGUGAGUGAUGUUAGCCCAUAAAAUAGAAUGCGGAGGACUACGUCAUUGUUAAUGGAAUUCACCAUAUUCAUCAUUUAUUAUCGUGAUAAACAAGGAGCUUCCUUUCCUUCGUCUUACACUCAUCACAACAUUAUAGGGAUUAAUUUUUGUAUUGUUUCUCAUGAGGUAUGGAAAAUACUAGAACUAUCAGAGCAAAAAUAUCGCGAAGCUAGAAAAAAUUAAAUAAAAAGAAGCAAGUAAAAAACUCCGGGCUUAGAUCUUGAAAUGAAGAGAAUUAGAAUGAUUGAUAACACUGAGAACAAAUAAAGAAGUCUGUGGCAUUUACGUGUAUCAAGGGUGCGUCGAUGAUUAUUCUGAGCCGCAGAAGCACCACCCAGAAUUAUCGUUGUCAUCAGAUCAUGAAAUGCCUAGCACCAUUCAUUCUUCCAUUUUCUUGAAGGAUAAAUAUCAAAACCGACCUUUAUUAUGACUUGUUAUUAUUGUAUUGUGUUCGUAUGCUGUUAUUCUUUUAC